AUGAGCGCCAGCGCGUGGGGCGUCGACGAGAGCGCCCACCUCAUCCCGGGGAGCGUCUCCGACUGCGUCAUUAUCCUCGAGGACACCACUCACAACACAUGGUAUGGUAUCAUCACGUCGUCGGGGCGCAUCGGCGAGCGGCUGAGCGCCUCUGGCACACGCCUCAACUCGUCCAGCCCUGUGCCUUACGGCGGCGGCGGCGGCGGCGGAGGCAACAAGAGCAGCACGGAGAGCGUGCGCGGCCUCAAGUCCGUCUCGCGGCAGAGCCUGCUCGACAUCGUCAGCUGCCGCUUCGGCGUCGGCCGCACCGCCCGACAGCAACAUCAGCACACAGGGCGGUCGUACUUCUCGUCGUCGCGGGACUCGCUGUCGGCGGCGUACGUGAACCGCGCGGCGGCGGUGUCGACGGCGGCCAGCGAGCUGGACCUGUCGCGGAAGGCGCGCCGGCGCGAGCUCCGCGACGCGCCCUCCCUGCUCGGCCGCUGGGGCGAGCGCGCCUCGGGCAGCAUGGGCCCCGGUGAGUAG
Molecule: messenger RNA, 525 nt
Organism: Schistocerca cancellata (South American locust)
Lineage: Eukaryota; Metazoa; Arthropoda; Insecta; Orthoptera; Acrididae
Exons: 4
Coding region: 1-525 (174 amino acids)
Source: RefSeq, a predicted model, not a curated record